AAGACACACUCCACUAUAUAUAUAGAGGUAGGUAAACACCCUUAAACCACACCAAAACCCAAAACAAAAGCCAAUGGAGGGCACUAUCCAUAUUCUCUCAUUAUCCCUUCUCUUAAUCCUCAGCCUAGCCCAAGCAGGGGAACUAACCAACCCCAAAUGUGCCAAGUUUCACCAAGACAACAACAAAGACUCAACAACACUACAAGUCCUGCAUGUAAACAGUCCAUGUUCACCUCUUAAACAACAACAAAAGUACACAUCAUGGGUGGACAAUGUCCUCCAAAUGCAGUCCAAGGACACAAACAGGCUACAAUUCUUGGCUAGCCUUGUGGCUGGUAGAUCUUUUGUCCCUAUAGGUUCUGGUAGACAAAUUCUACAGACCCCAUCUUACAUUGUGAAGGCCAAGAUUGGAACACCACCUCAGACAUUGAUGGUGGCUUUGGAUAAUAGCAAUGAUUUUUCUUGGUUCCCUUGUAGUGGAUGUGUUGGUUGCUCAUCUACUGUUUUUGCCUCCACUAAGUCUACCACUUUCAACAAUGUUAGCUGUGAACGUGCCGUAUGCAGCUUGGUACCAAAACGGGACUGUGAUGCGGGCACUUGCACGUUCAACCUAACCUACGGUAAUUCCAACAUAGGUGGAGGCCUCUCAGUAGACACAUUUGCACUCUCUGCUGACCCAGUACCCCAAUUCAACUUUGGUUGUAUCCGAAAGGCCACUGGCAGCUCAGCUCCACCCCAGGGUCUAUUAGCUUUGGGUCGUGGCUCAUUGUCAUUUAUGUCCCAAGCUGAUAGCCUCUACAAGUCGACAUUCUCCUAUUGUUUGCCCAGUUACAAGUCUCCCAACUUUUCUGGCACACUUAGGUUGGGUCCGAAAGGCCAGCCAUUAAGGAUUAAGACAACCCCAUUGCUAAGAAACCCAAGGAGAUCAUCUUUUUACUAUGUCAAUUUGGUCGGAGUUAAAGUUGGCAAGGCAAUCGUCAAGAUCCCUCCUAGUGCUUUGGCUUUCAAUCCUAACACCGGCGCUGGCACAAUCAUUGAUUCCGGGACGGUAUUCACGAGACUAGUGGAGGCAGCAUACACAGCAGUGAGGAACGAAUUCAGGCGUCGAAUGGGUAGGAACACAACAGUGACAUCACUUGGGGGAUUCGACACCUGCUACACCGUCCCAAUUACAAUUCCAACAAUAACACUCAUGUUCGCCGGAAUGAACGUGACGCUGCCACAAGACAACUUCCUUAUAAGAAGCAGCUCAAGCACUACCACUUGCUUAGCUAUGGCUGCUUCACCUGCUGAUCCAGUGAACUCUGUACUCAACGUCAUCGCCAGCUGGCAGCAGCAGAAUCAUCGGAUUCUCUUUGAUGUCCCCAAUUCUAGGGUUGGCGUUGCUCGUGAAGCAUGUAGCUGAGAACGACUGUUGCGUACUAAUUUGGAUUUUUCUUAAUUUAAGUUAAAUGUGGACCUUCUUUGGUAUUUUUAUCUGCUUUAUGAAUUAUUAGGGGGAGAGAGUUUGGAACUAAUUUCAUAUUGUCGGUAGGUGUAUUUUGCUUUUCCAUAUAGUAUUAUUGUCUGUGUCACGGGUUUGAAAGUAAUAGUUCCUGUUUCCAGAUACUCUUGUUUCUUGGCUUCCACACCUUCAAACGAAAAAUAAAAUAGUAAAAUGAUUACUGGUC
This is a messenger RNA of Capsicum annuum, 1670 nucleotides long. RefSeq names its product aspartyl protease AED3. Gene Ontology annotation, molecular function: aspartic-type endopeptidase activity. The coding region runs from base 74 to 1405 and encodes 443 amino acids. Gene Ontology annotation, biological process: proteolysis. The record is from RefSeq and is a predicted model, not a curated record. Lineage: Eukaryota; Viridiplantae; Streptophyta; Magnoliopsida; Solanales; Solanaceae. The transcript has 3 exons.